Messenger RNA from Lytechinus pictus (painted urchin), 6549 nucleotides. RefSeq names its product carboxypeptidase D-like. NCBI's taxonomy places the organism in Eukaryota, Metazoa, Echinodermata, Echinoidea, Temnopleuroida, Toxopneustidae. The record is from RefSeq and is a predicted model, not a curated record. The coding region runs from base 306 to 1718 and encodes 470 amino acids. The transcript has 7 exons. Gene Ontology annotation, molecular function: zinc ion binding; metallocarboxypeptidase activity. Gene Ontology annotation, biological process: protein processing; peptide metabolic process.
UUUUGACGCAAGUACCGACGUCAGCAUCAACUGUGCAUCUCAUUUCCGGAUACCACAGAUUCAUACACCAUACACAACACAUGCUCCACCGCGGCGCCGUCCGCCUGGAGUUAAGUUAGCUUUCGCUCGCUACGUACGUAUUCGUAAAUGCGCAGCAGCAGCAUCAGUCGAUCCAUGUUGUGUUCAAUCAUACACAACCUUUUGUAACCUUCGAAGCAGCUGUUAGUUCUAAUCAUUCUUUUUAAACAAUUGUCGCCGUCAAUAACGAUCACUGCUGUUUCCGAAAGAUUAACAAGUUUGCAACAAUGACCUCGAUAUUGGCCUUAUUGGCAGUCUUGCCAAUUCUUGGGUUGGUUUCGGGAGAGGCGUCGAGCGAUUUCCCGGGACCAGAUUAUCAGUGGAAGCAUCACAGUCAACAGGAUCUGGAACAGAUAUUGGAAGAUACAAAGAGAGAAUGUCCUGACAUUACCAAAACUUAUUCUGUCGGGGAAAGUGUUCUGGGGAGAAAAUUAUGGGUUAUCGAAAUAUCUGAUAAUCCCGGAGAACAUGAACUCGGUGAACCUGAAUUUAAAUACAUCGGCAACAUGCACGGCAACGAGGUAGUAGGUCGGGAGGUGCUGCUCCUUUUGAUCUCCUAUCUGUGUAAGAAUUAUGGGACCGAUCCUGACAUCACAUGGCUGGUUGACAACACUCGAAUCCACAUCAUGCCCACCAUGAAUCCCGAUGGUUAUGCUGAGGCCCUUGAAGAGGUGAAAAAGACUGGAGACAACAAAUGGUCAACGGGAAGAGCAAAUGCGAACGGCAAAGAUUUGAAUCGGGACUUUCCUGAUUUGGACACUAUUUACUUCGGAUCGAGAAUGGGCAACUUCCCAAGGAGACAUGGCAAAAAUAACCACAUCAGUAUGGCUCUCAAGGGCAAUCUGAAACAGUUCCAACCCGAGACGCUGGCCAUCAUUAGCUGGCUUCAGGAAUACCCCUUCUGUCUCUCUGCAAACCUCCACGGUGGGGACGUCGUUGCCAACUAUCCCUUCGACGCCAGCCACAACGGCAAAGCCGAGUACGAGGCCACGCCCGACGACAGUAUCUUCAAGCAGGUGGCUCUCGCGUAUGCCCGUGAAAAUCCAGUAAUGUCGGAUCCUAACCGCGCAUCUUGUGACAUGGGAGAUGAUCAUUUUGAGGAUGGUGUCACCAACGGGGCUGAUUGGUAUCCACUUAAUGGAGGUAUGCAAGACUAUAACUAUCUCCACACCAACUGCUUUGAGAUAACCGUCGAAUUGAGCUGCAAGAAGUUCCCCACGAAUCCUUCUGACUACGAUAAGUUCUGGAAAGAAAACAAAGAGUCUUUGCUUGCGUACAUCCGACAGGUACACAGUGGCAUCAAGGGAGUCAUAACAGACAAGGACGAUAAUGGAAUCGAAGAUGCCGUUAUUAAAGUUUCUAAGAAAGUAGGAGAUACUGGAGAGUACAUAGAUCACGACAUCACCACAGCCGAAGGGGGAGACUAUUGGAGACUACUCGUACCGGGAACCUACUACGUGCGGGUAGAGAAAUGUGGCUUUGAACCAGCAUACAAGGAGUGUGUUGUCCCCGAAGGAAACGAAAAUGAAGAGGCUAGUGACUGCAGCUUCCAACUUGAAGAAAAUAAUGAGAUCUGCUCACAGAAAGAAGUCAAGAUGGAGGAGGACCUCUUAAACAUAAUUUCCAGAUACUUACAGUAAUCCUUUAUCUCAUUCAAUCUUGACUUAAAGCCAUUACUGGGGGGAAGAGGGGGGGGGGCACUGUCAUUACAUGGUGGAAACCAUGCUCAUACAUGGGACUUUCAACAUGGACUCUAAAAAAAAAAAAUCAGCCUUCAAUCUGGGGGCCCUCUAAACAAGUAUUUAUGUCAUGUUUUCCCUUCACGCAAAUAAGACCUCAAAUAUGAUUUUCAUGAUUAGGUUGAAAAGUAUACAAAUUUUCCUGAUUUUGGCAAUUUCGAACACUUUUUUUUUUCAAUCUAAGGCAUACAUCGCCUGACCAUGAAAUGAUCAUGGUGUGGUGUCUGCAUAGUAAUGUAAGGAUUACUUUUCUUGUCAUAAAUAGCACAAAUGAUUAUCCCUGGAAUUUGAAAUGCAAGAUUUAGUUACCUUGGUUAUGUACCAUGUACAGUAAUGAAGAAUGGGAAUAUCCAAUUCAUGUAUCAGAGUUCCAUUCAAUGAAAGUCAACCUUUAUCAUAAAAAUUAUAUUUUUAUGGUUUGAUAAAAGAAAAAGAUUGCUUCUUUCUCUUUUUAUUUUACAAUUAUUUUGGGGGGCCAGAGAUGAAAGAAAGCAAUAAUCUAUUUAAGGUGUGUUCAGUGUCAAUUUUCAAAAAAUAGUGACAUGAAUCAUGAUGCAAAAUGCAAUAAUUACGAAACACAGUACACAAAAAUGAUUAGCGAUGCACCUUUCAGUGUCAAAACUAACAAAUUUUAAGCUAAUUAUACGUUGAUCAUUUUUAAAUGCUCUGCUCUCAAAAACUUACAUAAUCAUCACAAGAAGUGUCAACUCUGGCAUGCACUUUCCUAAAUGAGUAAGCUUCCACUGCAAGAGCACAUUUAAAGUCGUUUGAAAACUCAGAACUCAGUUGCGUUCAGUGUCGCAUUUCAUUGCAUUUCUGAUGCUGGGGGUGGUGAAAUAGAAGCUGAUCGUCUUUCAAAAGGCACCUUUUCAGUGUUUAAAUUUUCCUCCGAAUCGAGAUCUGAAAGACGUUUACGACCAAGAAUGAUGAUUAUCCUUUCCAACCUGUUUACAAUGAAUGUACUCUUUUGCUCGUUAAACUUAAUACGUUUUGUAAAUUUGUGUUUUGUAUCUUGAUUCAAUUUGCUGUUGCAAAUGAACAUAUCGACAUUCAACACUCCCUGAGACCUAUAUUUAUAUAUAUUGAUUAUUUUCAAUAUCGUGUCACUAUUUUUAUGAAGAAAGUGCAUUCCAAUAGUAUGAUACCUCUCUUGACAUGUGAUGACUAUCCUCACAGUAUUUCAUCUAUCAAUUUCUAUUUCUCUCCAACGUUUCCUCUCCACUCUGUUUGCAUCCUCUCACCCCCCCCCCUUGCAUUGCACUUCAUGCUGAAAUUUUUUUUUCCACUUGUCGUCUUUGAAAAAACACUUUUCAGUCUUUUCUGUCCUUUUACUUUCAAUAUCGGUUAUCCUCAGAGCAACAAGCAAGUAAAAAUGCUUCUGUGCUUUGACACAUACUAGUAUUAUGACUCCAUUGCCGUAGAUGCCUCUUUAAUUAAAAAUUAUCAAUCAAAUGAAAAUCAAAUUUGAAAAUUCCACUUCUGUAUUCUGUAUGUGGGCAUUUUGAUUGUACAAAAUAUUGGCCAAAAUAUUGACAUUUUUAGUACUCGGUCUUUGAUAAUUGUAUUUUCUUUUCCUUUAUUUCAACUUGGUCCUUACGAACAUUCCUGUAUAUUACUGGGACUAUAUUAGCUUGCCCUAAUUAUUUUGGCUAUUUAUAUUAAUUUGUAUUCGAGUAUGUUCAGCUGCGGAUUAUUCUUUCAUUUUCUUUCAAGCAAUCAGGGAUAUACUAACAAACUAACCAACUCUACUUGUAUUCAAAUUCGGUUGCAUGCCAUAAUGAAAAUGAAUUUAUCCAUUUGUUUAUAUAGCUCUUAACGAUGAUUUUUAUGUGGAGAAAUUGCUGAUUUGAGUUCAUGAUAUGAGGCUUUCCAGAACGCAGCAAACUUUUGCAGAAACUUCCUGUGCUCAUUUAUUGGGACAUGGGUUUCAAUUUCUUAUGUGUUUAAUGACAAGACUAGUGAAAUUGACAUCACAUUAUUUUAUUUGUCUUGUGUUAAGUUCUUUAUCAGAAAAAAAACAUUCAUUUUUUUUUUUUCAAUUUUAUUUAUGGAGGAGGGGGGGGGGGUUGUGGUGGAAACCUUUUUUAACCCUUUUGUCUGAAUAUUUCUGUUUCAUGAGAUUUUAUAAGGUAAAAAGCACAUGGACUAAUUAAUUGAAUGUAGGAUAAUUUUCUUACAUUUUUUAUUUUAUUCAAAUGUUUUUUAUGAGAUGAUAUGGUUAUAUUCGGGGAAGGGGGUGUUGGCGACCUCUAAUUAUAAUUAUGUUAUUAUUAUUCAUCUAAUUAUCAUUAUUCUAAUAAAGAUAAGAGAAAGUUUUCUCUUAUGAUUUUGAUCUGAUUUUUUUUUCAUGGCAUAUGUGAAAUGCUGGUUUCAAAUGAUAAGUGGAUAAAAAUAAUUGUUUUUUCUUUUUUUAUCGUAAUUUUUUUUUUCAGUUAGUGUAGAUUUCUAUUUCCCACAUUACUUUUUUUUUUUCAAAUGACAGUGAAGUCCAUGCACAUGUUAUGAUGGAGUCUUUUUCAUAGAGUGUUAUUUACAACUCAUUUUUUUUCAUAGAAUGUCACUUAAGAUGAUCACUCUAUGUAUAUUGUCUUCUUGUAUUUUGAAGAAAAUAGUAGUGUGUAUUCUAACUAAGUUGUAUAAAUGUACAUUAAAGAUUAUAUACUAGUAGUAGCUGCUUUAUUGCUAGAUUGGAUAAAAGUAAGAGGGUGUACACUGGAUUAUGUAGUGAGAACUGGGCUGAUGUUAGGAUAUACAAAAAUGCUGUCAUUGGAAAGAAAUAUAUUUAUUGUACUUCAUCUUUACAGGUUGAAUUUCCUGAAAUGGUGAUAGGAAAUACAAUGUACAAAAAUGCUGUCAUGGUCGGAAAUAUAUUUAUUGUACUGUGUCUUAAAAGGGUAAAUUUCCUGAAAUACCUCCCUAGCUACUUAUGAGAGACAUUUCACCAUUUUGGUGCAAGAAUGCCCUUAGCAAAUGAUUUUUGCACCCCACAUCGUUGCUAAAAUGCCCUUAUUACGGCUUACGCAAUGCACUUAUGCGUCCUGCAGAGGGCAUUUUUGCACAUAUGCAAUGUGCGAAAGUGUGGUGUUAAGGGUGUUCUUGCACCGACACAAUGAUUUAUUAUGUGAGUCACAGUACUGGAAUAUCUAUAGUAUAGUUGGUCUAGAGUACUGUUGGUCAUUGAAAAGAUCUAUGUGAGGUUUUUGUUGAAUGCCAAAACAAUUGGAGAGUGGCACCCACUCCUUAAAUUAUCUUCUGUUGUCGUAUUUAGGCAAGGGAUACAAUUUUAUUUUUUUCCAAUAGUGCUGUUCAUUUUAAGUACAGAGAUAUUCCACCUUGUAUUGGACUGUGCUAUAUAUCAUGUUUGCAGCUUUAUGUGCUUCUAAUCUACUUAAUUGCUUUGUUUUGUUUAAAGUAGGUGCUUCAUAUUUUUAUCUUCAUGUUUAAAUAGAAUGUAUGCAAUUUAUAUUUUCAAAUCAUUGGGUUCUCUACAUCUACUUAGGCAUUAUACUUGAUGAUUAGAAUAUAAUAAUCAGCCAAAUAUUCACAAAGUUGGUUUUGAAAAACUGUUGGUUGAACCCAUGGUUUAAAUGCGGAUUUCCUGUAUGAAUUGCUUUUAUUUUACUGAAUAUAUUAUUAAUGUCCGAUGCUGAUGCGCGCUAAAUUGACGCUUGUUGCCAUGGUUGAGCAUGCUGUUUUAUGCAUGAGUCCACUGUUUUGAAUGACUGAAUCCACUCAAGACGGUGAACUCGUGAAUAAAAUAGCAUGAUAAACCACAGCAACAGGCGUCAAUUUAGCAUACUGUAUUUACAGAGUAUGCAUCAGCAUUGGACAUGUUUUUAAUAUGUGCAGUAAAUUAAUAAUAAUAAUAAUAAAGGUAUAUUUACCCAGGGUAGCCACUUCAGUUCCAAAAACUGUUCUCCCAGCGGGCCCUGCUAUUAUUACCCGGCUAAGCUAGGCUACCUGUUGGGUGCACACAGCUUUUUGAGGAAUUACUUCCUGCCGGUACCCAUUUACCUCACCUGGGUCGAGUGCAGCGCACUAUGGAUGAAUUCCUUGCUGAAGGAAAUUACGCCAUGGCUGGGAUUUGAACCCAUGACCCUCUGUUUCAAAGUCCGGAGACCAAUCCACUGGGCCAUGACGCUCCAUAACUUAUAUAUGAAAUUUGCACCAUUGGUUCAACUGACGGUUCUCAGAACCACCUUUGUGAAUCCCUGCCAUAGUGUCACCAUCAGUGGCCAUCUGCAGAUGAUUUUGUAGUAGUCAAAUCUGAUUGAAACACCUCGGCCUCUUAUUUUUGUGUGCAUGGUUUUUGACAUACUUAAGUGGGAAUGAAGAUGAUUUCAUAUUUUCAGAAAAGGGAAACCGAUGUUUUGAAUUUGUACUUGAAUUUCAAAUCAUGAUGUUAGCAGAAAAUUGAAUGGUGUUUUGUUAAUCAACACAGACCUCUAUACCGCAUUUGGUAAUUCUCUCCCACUUUGGAGGGACACCAACAAAAUCAUCAAGUGAGGUAUAGAUGUAUAGGGAAUAUGGUAGUGACUUGCACUCGACUUCAAUCUUACACCACUCAUGUGCUUAGAACUUUUACCAUGCCUGUGUAUCAUACAUUUGUCAGCUGUAUAUAUGUGCUGUAUAGUAAAUUAUUUUUUGUUAGUAUGAUCGAGGAGUUGUAGAUUGUGUGUUAUAGUGACUCCCAAGGGUUUAAAUUUAGUAUAUUAAAAAUGUACCCUUUUUA